UACUUGACAUGAUUCUACACCCACUAAUAAAUAACUUAGUUUAUUCAACAAUUAUAAACAUUAACUAGAUCUGAAAUUUCUCACUGCAAACCAACAAUGGAAGCUCUAAUCUCUCACUUCACUUCACUAUCAGACCAAGCCUUACAGGACAAGAAUUUCGACCCGGCAGCAAUCGAAGAUCUCAUGAAGCUAUUCGAAGUAGAAGCCUACAAAUCAUGGGCAGCAAUGGAAUUAGAGCAACAAAACGAGGUUGAAGAAGCAGAAAAAGCUAUGGAAGAAGCCGAACAGUACGUUGAUUCGGUUAUGGAAAGCGCGAUGGAUGAAUUUAAGCGAUUCGAAGAGGAGAUGGAGAGGAUGGGAAUGGAAGAAUUGGAAAGUUUGGAGAGGAGAGGUGAAAUUGCGAGAAAUUUAGGGGUCGGAAUGGAAAAAGCUGCGACUGUUGCUUCUAAGAGAUAUAUGGAAGCUGCUCUUAAUUCUGCUACUGCUUCCAUGAAAUCUGCUUGGAAAGGUCUUUCUUCUAAAAAAGUUCAUCCUUCUUAAUUUUAAAAAUUUUAAAAAUUGUUCUGCUUAAUUUCUCAAUUUUUAGUUUCUUGUUAAUGUAAUGUGUAUGGUAAAGCCAUAAUAAAAUUAUCUUUGUUAAUAAAUUUGCUUAA
Molecule: messenger RNA, 653 nt
Organism: Mercurialis annua (annual mercury)
Lineage: Eukaryota; Viridiplantae; Streptophyta; Magnoliopsida; Malpighiales; Euphorbiaceae
Exons: 1
Coding region: 97-540 (147 amino acids)
Source: RefSeq, a predicted model, not a curated record